AUGCUAUGGACCAAUGAUGACAACGAUUGUAACAAUGAUGAAUCAAUUCAUUGUUCAAAAUCGGACGACAAUGAAAAUAUCCGAAAAUUUAAACAUCAUCAUGAUAAUCAUCAAGAUUUUCAUACGCCAACACAACAACAACCUUUUUUAUUACCUCCGCAACAGAGAAAAUCACUUUGCAACUCUUCAUUAUACAUCAUCACAACAUCUCUUCUACUAUUACUAGGCUUAUUUGCAAUAGUAUCCUUUCUUUCGCUGCGAUACGCCUUUUCUUUUCAUUCUCCGCUUUCUCUGAAAUUUUCAUCUUCCUCCAAUACCUUAUCAUUUAUUCACAAACAAAUCCAUCCUCUUGUCUCCAUAACGUCAACAUCAUCAAAUAAUGCAGAUACGUCCAUCACGCAGAAAGUAAAUGAUGCUUGGGAAGAUGGUGAGAGUAUUGGCGACUUUUCAGGACUAAAUCUCACAUAUGGACACUACUUUCAACGAUUGUACAUUCGAAAUAGUAAGAGAAAAUCAACAGCACAUUGGCAUUUUGAAUCGUGCCCAAUACCACAAGAAACAUCUUCUGGAAUUGAUGGUUCUCACCUUCAAAUUUCUAGCUUUGCUUCAUUGAAUGUUAUCAAUCAAUCAAAUCUUGUAAUCGAUUAUUUAUUAUACCCAAGUGGACAUUUAGCAGAACAUCGUCAUCAUCAUACUGAAUGGAGAUUUGGAAAGGUCCUACUCACUGACAUUGUUUCACUACAAGACGUCAUUCGACAAAAAGAAGACAAAAAGAAAUCACCAUCACCAGCUCUUUUGGCCUCAAGCGAUCAUCACGUACAAACGGUCAUGAAUCAAGUCACCGAUAUAGAUUCUGAGAGCAUUCUGAAAUAUAUUUUCCUAGGAAGUUUAGAAUUUUUUGUUUCGAACACGAGUGAGAAAGAAGGAAUACCUACUUCAGAUUUUACCAAGCUCUAUACUCUCACUCCUGUUUGCUUUUAUUUCAACCAAUUUCAAUGGUCAGAAAAUAUUUUUAUACCUGGCUAUCCUUACUCUGCUGGAAAUACAGUUCUUAGUUUACAAGCCAAUCCCAAUAUGAGUUGUGCUGACAUUCUCAGAAGAAAGGCAUUUUGCAACGAGACUUCGAAUGUGUUUGUUUUUGAAUCACCUGGUUCUUGGACUGGGUUCUUACUUUUACUUGUUGUACUGGGAGGUAUUGCAAUGGUUUUCAGUGUUAUUGGAGGUAUUGCUCUUGUUGUCUUUGCAGUUUCUUGGUUUAGUUGGAAACUUUACAAAAAGUAUGACCUUAAUAAGAAGAAAGCUACAAUUGUUAGCUCGUUAGAUCGUCAUGACGACAGUCAAGGUGAUGACUUUGGUGAUCGACGAAGACUUUUACACGGUGAUUUAGACAUUGAUUCACAUGUUGAAACACAACCACAAGAAAUUUCUCGUCGUUCGUCACAACCCAACACGAAUUUGGAAGGACCAAAUAAUCUUAGAUCUCAUUCAAGAGUGAAUUUAACAUCUCCCUCACCAGUUGUUUCAACAGCAGAAGCUGCCCACUUGCUGGGUAUUACUGGAAGAAAACACUUUAGGUUCUUCCAAUAA
Naegleria lovaniensis is the source of this 1587-nucleotide messenger RNA. RefSeq lists its product as uncharacterized. The transcript is spliced from 2 exons. Lineage: Eukaryota; Heterolobosea; Eutetramitea; Acrasida; Naegleriidae. The record is from RefSeq and is a predicted model, not a curated record. Bases 1 to 1587 code for a protein of 528 amino acids.